This is a messenger RNA of Schistocerca nitens (vagrant locust), 2321 nucleotides long. Its product is annotated as monocarboxylate transporter 14-like. Bases 4 to 1773 code for a protein of 589 amino acids. Gene Ontology annotation, molecular function: monocarboxylic acid transmembrane transporter activity. NCBI's taxonomy places the organism in Eukaryota, Metazoa, Arthropoda, Insecta, Orthoptera, Acrididae. The transcript is spliced from 8 exons. The record is from RefSeq and is a predicted model, not a curated record. Gene Ontology annotation, biological process: monocarboxylic acid transport; transmembrane transport.
AAGAUGCUGAUCGACGCACAGAAACAGCAGAAGAAAGAAGCUGAGGAUCAAAAGCAUGAGAACGGAGGACUACAGCAGGGACCGGAGGCUCCGGAGGGCGACGAAGUCCCGGGGAAGGCCAAGGCGUCCACUGGCCACAAGCAGAAGGAGGGGCCGGCCGCGGGCGGCGGACACCCUCCGGCUCCAGACGGAGGUUGGGGGUGGGUCGUGGCCGCCGCCGUCGCCUUCAGCGCCGCGUUGAUGAUUAUACCCAUCCUGUCAUUCCCGUUCGUCUUCGCGGACUACCUGCAGCAGCUCGGCGAGGGUGCCGAAGCGAUGACCACCAUUGUCAGCGUCUGGACCUGCGUCAGUUCAUUCAUAGGACUCUUAUGCAACACACUCUUCAGGAGAUUCUCCUUCAGACAGAUUGCAAUGAUGGGCGGCCUGCUAUACGGAUUAGGAAACGGGUGUAUUGCACUUGGGACGUCUCUCGUGCAGUUCAUACUUUGCUCUGUUAUCAUGGGUGCUGGGUCUGGACUCAUCGCACCAGCGAUUUUUACCUCAAUCAAUUCAUAUUUCGACCGCAAAAGGACUUUUGUCAUGGGCUUCGUACAGUUUGCAAUAGGCGUGGGAGGAGUAGGAGUGCCCGUAAUGGCACAAAAACUAGUUGCUGUUCUCGGCUUCAGAACCACUCAGUUUAUAAUCAGUGCGCUUGUUCUGUUGAUUAUACCCGCAGCUCUCCCUAUGAAACCUCUAAGAUAUGAGGAGAAUGAGGGGGGUGCCGACACCCAUCGUAAGUUGACAGACCAGGAAUCCGGACCUCAUGUUGCCGGGGAAGAAAGGAAGGGAGCUAUUGGAAAGAUAGGGGGAGUGGAUUAUGAGAAUGAGGAAGCCAAUCAAGACAGUGAGGAGCAGAAAGAGGCUUACAACGGCCCUAUUAAUCUGGACGAGGAGGAGAGGAUGCCUGCGGAUGACGUGGUGACGCAGCGAGAAGAAAAACGGGAUCUUCUCGAGAAAAGCAACAAUUCUAAUGAGCAGCGGCGCAGCAGCAACGUGGCAAGGAUCAGCGACGCCGUCCUGCGUCCACGCAUCUCUAUUGCCAGCUUCAACAGCAUUCCUUUCCCGGAACAGGACAUGCAGACGACGGAAAACCAGUCCAAAAGGUGGUGGACAGUAAUCAUAGACCUGUUGGAUCUGCGGCUAAUGCAAGACCUCCGAUUCACUAACGUCCUCAUCGGCACGUCGCUGGUCUUCUUCGUAGACAUGAUGUUCAUGACGUUGCUGCCGCUGUACCUGUUCCACAACAACCUCAGCCGCGAGGAAUCCGCAUUCUGCAUGUCAGUGGCGGGCGUGGCGGACCUGCUAGGGCGAUUCACCCUUGUAGUAAUAGGGGCCUGUUGCGUCCCCAACAACAGAAUCGUAUUCCUCAUCAGUGCUGCCGUGUCUGUUCUCCUCAGAACAAUGUACAUCUUCUUCGCGGAUUACACGUCCGUUAUGGUGCUGUCUGCAUUGCUGGGCUACUCCAAGUGCUUUAUCCUGUGCGUCUUCACACUGGUCCUGGGAGAGGUGUGCAGUCCAGAUCGCUUCCCUGCUGCCUUCGGACUGCAGAGUGUCUUCACUGGGCUCCUGAACGUUGUCUUCGGGCCUCUCCUAGGUAAACUAAAGGAUUUGACUGGCAGCUUUAGUUCAAGUAUCUGGGUUCUUACGGUCCUUGGCCUGCUGUGUGUAAUACCGUGGACCCUGGAACUUGCUGUGACUGAAAUAAGAAAACGAAAGAAGAAGGCGCACGUAUGAAAGGAAGCCAAGCAUCUCCUCGACCCUACUCUGAUCAUCGGCAGAAGUCUCCGCCGUACACCGUAUCACCUUGCAGAUAUCAGGACUAGGCCGUAGAUUGUGCUAACUGUUAGUAUUGCCCUGCAUACAUCACCGGAAGACGCGUGAUCUACAUAUGUCUCGCUAGUAACGCGUUAAUUGAGACGAACUUUAAACCAGGAGGUAGAUGUGACAAUGGGCACUUUAAGGACGUGAAUGUCCAUAAGCUCAGCUACUAAAUUAGCGCAGAGAUCGAUUUUAACUGCGCAUUUGACACGCCAUCACCUGUAAAAUGCAACUCGUCUGACGUUUGGCAGUCACGUCGUACCAGUGUUGUGGCGACAUUGUUCGUGAAUUUAUGUGCAGCCCGAUGGUCCUCAGGUCUCAGCUUAAUAAUUCGUCACAUGAAAUGUGCAGAUACACGUACUUUUAUGUUUUUGCUGUACAGAACAAACAUCAUUAACUUAAUAUACGUAUGUAACGCGAAUUUAUUUUCAUUCGAAUACAUUUUGUAAUGUUUUUAGAAUCAA